UUAUCCUCACCGAAUUUCCGUUUCUCUCUUAAAUUCCACCAUGGAGGCUCUCCUCGUAACUACGCGUUUUGUUUCUUCGGGAUUUUUAUGAAAUCGUAAGACCCAGAAGAAGAGUAAUCGAUUAAAUCCCAGAAAAGUUUUGUUCUUUCCUCGAUUUCUCGAUUUCCUGUCUGGGUUUUCCCCCUUGAUUUCGCCGGUACCGAGCUCUUAAUUUUCCUCAUCUGUUUCAUUGUCAUUCGUUCCGAUUCGUGAUAUGUUGCCGGGAUCUUGGUUGGACCAGUUGAAUCUGGUCUCUGCUGAUGACUUUCGGAUCAUGAGCCGGAUCCCCAAGGCCGUGACGAAGCUUCCCGGGCUCGAGACCGAUCGCGACGACGACGACGCCGGCGAGCCGAGCGGCGGCGCCAGCGUUUCGCGGCCGAAGCGUAUCAUCGUCUCGAACCAGCUUCCCAUACGGGCAAAUAGAGAGCCAUUGACGGGAAAAUGGAGCUUCGAGUACGACAAUGACAGCCUCUAUUUGCAGCUCAGAGAUGGGUUUCCUCCGGGGACGGAUGUCAUCUACGUCGGCUCGCUUAACGCCAACGUUCUGACAUCCGAGCAAGAAGACGUGGCUCAGUUGUUGUUGGAGAAGUUCCAAUGUGUUCCGACAUUCUUACCGGUGGAGUUGCACGACAAGUAUUACCAUGGUUUCUGCAAACACUAUCUCUGGCCGGUGUUUCACUACAUGCUUCCGAUGACGCAAUCUAACGGUUCGCUCUUCGAACGUACGCAUUGGAGGGCGUACAUGAGAGCCAACAAGAUUUUCGCUGACAGGAUCUUCGAAGUGAUGAACCCAGAUGAAGAUUAUGUCUGGAUUCACGACUACCACCUCAUGGUCUUGCCAACGUUCCUUAGGAAUAGGUUUCAUAGGAUAAAGAUUGGAUUUUUCCUGCACAGCCCCUUCCCGUCGUCGGAGAUAUACCGUACGCUUCCCGUCAGGGACGAGAUUCUGAAGGGUUUUCUGAAUUGUGAUUUGAUCGGAUUCCACACGUUCGAUUACGCCAGGCAUUUCUUAUCCUGCUGCAGUAGAAUGCUAGGUAUUGAUUAUGAAUCUAAGAGAGGCUAUAUUGGUGUGGAGUAUUUCGGUAGAACCGUGAGUAUCAAGAUUUUGCCUGUUGGAAUCCACAUGGGGCAGAUUGAAUCUAUCAUGGCGUCAGAAGAAUUGGCGAACAAAGUGAAGGAAUUGAGGAAGAAAUUCGAUGGGAAAACAAUCAUGUUGGGUGUGGAUGAUUUGGAUGUGUUCAAAGGAAUCAGUUUGAAGUUCAUGGCGAUGGGUCAGCUUCUGGAGCAGAACGAACAACUUCGUGAGAAAGUGGUAUUGGUACAAAUCACUAACCCGGCUCGGAGUUCAGGUAAGGAUGUUCAUGAUGUGAAGAAAGAGAUGGAUUGUGUUGCCAAUGAGAUCAAUGGUAAAUUUAGGAAACUGGGUUAUGAGCCUAUCGUCUUUGUGAAUGGACCUGUCAGUACAUUGGAAAAAGUAGCUUACUACGCAGUGGCUGAGUGUGUCGUGGUCAAUGCCGUGAGGGAUGGCAUGAACCUGGUGCCUUACAAAUACACUGUGGCUAGACAGGGGAGUCCUGUUUUGGAUGAAGCCUUGGGUUAUGGCCCGGAUGAUGGUCGGAAGAGUGUGAUCAUUGUCUCUGAGUUCAUUGGUUGUACCCCAUCUCUAAGUGGCGCAAUCCGUGUGAAUCCAUGGAACGUCGAAGCAGUGGCUGACGCGAUGAGCUCUGCUGUUACCAUGUCGGAAGCCGAAAAAGAGCUUCGCCACCAGAAGCAUUACAAGUACAUCAGCUCCCACGAUGUGGCCUACUGGGCACGGAGCUUUGAUCAAGAUCUUCAAAGGGCGUGCAAAGAUCAUUACAACAAGAGAUUCUGGGGAGUUGGUUUCGGGUUAGGUUUCAGAGUCGUUGCCUUAGAUCCAUAUUUCAGGAAACUCUCGGUUGAAGCCAUAGCUGCUGCUUAUAGGAGGACAAGCAACCGGUUGAUCCUCUUGGACUACGAUGGGACCGUGAUGCCUCAGACCCGUGUGGAUAAAAGGCCAAGCAAUGAUCUGAUCUCGCUUUUGAACCGUCUUUGCGAUGACUCGAGUAACGUAGUGUUUGUCGUGAGUGGUCGAGGUAAGGACCCUCUGAGUAAAUGGUUCGGUUCAUGUGAGAAUCUCGGUAUUUCAGCUGAACACGGUUAUUUCAUGAGAUGGAACUUGAGUUCAGAAUGGAGGGCAUGUGGGAUACCGGUGGACUUGAGUUGGAAGAGGAUGGCUCAACCGGUAAUGAACCACUACAAAGAAGCAACAGACGGGUCUUUCAUAGAGGAGAAAGAGAGUGCAAUAGUCUGGCAUCACCAGGAAGCUGACCCAUCUUUCGGAUCAUCCCAAGCUAAAGAGCUUCUGGAUCAUCUGGAGGGUGUGCUUGCCAACGAGCCCGUCGUCGUCAAGAGAGGCCAACACAUCGUAGAGGUUAAACCUCAGGGAGUGAGCAAAGGGAAGGUGGUAGAGAAUCUGAUAGGGAGUAUGAGAAACAGAAGAGGGAUGAGACCGGAUUUUCUGUUAUGCAUAGGGGAUGAUCGGUCCGAUGAAGACAUGUUCGAGACUAUAAUGAAUCACCCGGAUGUUCCGUCCAUUGCGGAGGUAUUCGCCUGCACGGUGGGUCAGAAGCCGAGCAUGGCUAAGUACUACCUCGACGAUACGUCUGAUGUAAUAAAACUGCUGCAAUGGUUAGCCUCGGCUUCCGACAGUUCAGCGGACCGGCAACAAAAGCUUACGUUUUCUCAGCCGACAGGGCAAUGCCGGACCAAAAGCUUAGAUCUUUGAUAGGUUUUGUUGGUGGGGAGGGGAUAGCCGGAUAGGGUUUUUAGGUUAACCUGAAGAAGGGGUUUAAGGUUGUUUUUUUUUUGUACAGUGGUUGCGUCAACUUCAUAAAUCAUACAGGUUUUCACAUGCCAAAUUCUUACACAUCGGAAAUAUAUUUGUCUA
This is a messenger RNA of Tarenaya hassleriana, 3007 nucleotides long. RefSeq names its product probable alpha,alpha-trehalose-phosphate synthase [UDP-forming] 11. Lineage: Eukaryota; Viridiplantae; Streptophyta; Magnoliopsida; Brassicales; Cleomaceae. Gene Ontology annotation, cellular component: cytosol. The record is from RefSeq and is a predicted model, not a curated record. Gene Ontology annotation, biological process: trehalose biosynthetic process. Bases 254 to 2845 code for a protein of 863 amino acids. The transcript has 4 exons. Gene Ontology annotation, molecular function: catalytic activity.